Molecule: messenger RNA, 1263 nt
Organism: Meyerozyma guilliermondii ATCC 6260
Lineage: Eukaryota; Fungi; Ascomycota; Pichiomycetes; Serinales; Debaryomycetaceae
Exons: 1
Coding region: 1-1263 (420 amino acids)
Biological process (GO): protein polyubiquitination; proteasome-mediated ubiquitin-dependent protein catabolic process; transcription-coupled nucleotide-excision repair
Cellular component (GO): Cul4A-RING E3 ubiquitin ligase complex; nucleotide-excision repair complex
Molecular function (GO): protein binding
Source: RefSeq, a predicted model, not a curated record
AUGCAAUCACUCUUAUUUGAACGGUUCACACUGCAAAUCUCUCCAUAUGAGUUCGCCACCACAGUUGCAGAAAGCUACUAUACCAGUUUCUCGCAAGAUACAGGGACAGGCUUUCCUGACCGCUGCCAUAAUAAUGCCGCUGUGAAUAGCAUAGCAGCCGAAUCUCUAGAUUAUAGAUAUGUCAUUAGUGGGUGUGCUGACUCAACUAUGAAGCUAUGGGACGUCAAUGUGACUGAUGAUAAGAGUAACUAUCAAUGUAUAGCCUCAAUACCGAAAAAGAGUGCUCAUAAGUUUGGUGUCUCUUGUGUGGAAUGGUGGCCGCAAGAUACCGGGAUGUUCGUGUCGGCGUCAUUCGAUCAUACUGUCAAGGUUUGGGAUACAAAUGUACUCGAGGUUGCACACGAAUUUGACAUGACUGGAAGAGUGUACUCGUUUGAUAUUUCUGCAUCUCAAGCCCUCGUAGCUGUUGCAAUUGACCACCCGCAUGUGAGACUUGUUGAUCUUAGAUCAACUGCCAGUUCGCAUACCCUUCCGGGCCAUAGAGGGAAAACUUUAAGUGUCAAGUGGCAUCCUCAUAUGGAGAACGUAGUGGCCACGGGCGGUUUCGACGGGGAAAUCAAAUUAUGGGAUAUUCGUCGCAGCAACAGCUGUAUUGCCCGACUAGACAUGCUUCGUACCAGUGAAAAGGGCACAUCUUCGGCCUCAACAAGAAAUGAGGUGCCCGUAAGAGCACACCUGGCGCCUGUAAACGGUUUAGUAUGGGAUCUGAUGGGCCAAUUGCUAUUGUCUGCUGGUAAUGACGACAAGAUCAGAGUAUGGGAUUUGUUGUCAAAUCUGGCUCCUCCAAUCAACAAACUCAUCAAUUUCGGACCACUCACAAGAAACAAGUACCCACAAAACAUUCCAAUGCUACUCAAUUCACACCAGGAGACAGAGCUUUCGUACCUACUUUUUCCUUCCGAUUCGGGCGAUAUAUUUGUGUUUCGGAUCAUUGAUGGGAAGAUGGUUUCGAGGCUCAAACGAAAAACAAAUAGCGACAAGCCUACGUCCGCCAGAACUUCUGCAAUGGCUUUGGGUGCGCCGUUUCAAGGUCAGUUCUAUGGCGGUACUCUCGAUGGUGAGAUUCUCACUUGGUCCGCCUCAUUUGAAGUUCCGGACCCCGAGACCGUUUUUGAGCGGUUUACUACAGAGCCACCAGCUGAAGAUUUGUCAAAGCUUAGAGAAGACGCCGUUCGCUUACUUGGCUCCGAUGUGCUCAAAUGA